AUGAAGAUCGCAGAUCGCACCUUUAUAAUUAGCGGCGGCGUCUCUGGCCUCGGCCUCGCGACAGCGCGCGACCUGCACGCUCACGGAGCCUACGUCUCACUCCUCGACCUGAACGCCGACAACGGAGCCUCCGUUGUCUCGGAGCUUGGCUCACGCGCAAAGUUCUUCGAAACCGAUGUGUCAGACACAGAAGCCAUCGCGACUGCCAUCGCUGGCACAGUCGCAUGGGUCAAAGAAACGGGCAAGUCGAUAGGAGGCGUGGUAGCAGGAGCUGGCGUCGGUAUGCCUGGUCUGAUCGUGGACAAGAACAACGAGCCGCUGUCGAUUGAGAGUAUUGAUUUCGUGCUGAAUAUCAAUCUUCGAGGCACGUUGGAUCUGAUACGCCAGGCGAUACCAUAUAUGACGACGAACACGCCUUCGGGUGCUGACGGUGAGCGCGGUGUGAUCAUCAUGAUCGCAUCUUCCGCUGCGUUUGACGGACAAAUGGGACAAGUGGCGUAUGCGGCGAGCAAGGGAGCGGUGGCAAGUCUGACGCUUCCACUUGCGAGAGAUCUGUCAAAGUAUGGGAUUAGGGCUGUGACCAUUGCGCCCAGUAUGUUUGACAGCGCGAUGACGAAAAUGUUGAGCAAGAAAGUGAAACAAAGUUUGGAGACCUCGAUGGAGUUUCCUAAGAGGGCGGGAGUGCCGGAAGAGUUCGCGCGGUUGGUGAGGGAGUGUGUAGGAAAUGAGAUGUUGAACGGGACGGUAUUGCGGUUGGAUGGGGCCAUGCGAAUGCCGGCGAGGCUUUGA
Messenger RNA from Dothidotthia symphoricarpi CBS 119687, 789 nucleotides. RefSeq names its product 3-hydroxyacyl-CoA dehydrogenase type-2. Bases 1 to 789 code for a protein of 262 amino acids. Lineage: Eukaryota; Fungi; Ascomycota; Dothideomycetes; Pleosporales; Dothidotthiaceae. The transcript has a single exon. Gene Ontology annotation, molecular function: oxidoreductase activity. The record is from RefSeq and is a predicted model, not a curated record.